UUCGUCAUCCCCAUUCUAUUUUCCGACCCAGAUCGCUGCGAAUGACGCCGCCGGUUUCCUGAUUGAUUCUCCCCGUCUAAAAAACCCCCCAUUCAACUGCACCACGCACUUUCAGUACACCAAAUUGCAACGCAUCGGUCGCUGAAUCGCUGAUCGAUCACAAGAUACUAGAUACAUAAUGCAUGCGAAGUGGAUAAGCUGGAGCGGCAGGCGGACGGAGACGACCGGCGAUCGACGGCACGGUGGUUGCGGCGGCUCCCUUUACCCCGACGACCAACAAGAAAGAAACGGGGGAAGGUGCAUCGCGGUGGCAGCAGGCCAGCAGCUCGAUCGCGACCUAAUCCCCGUCAGUUCCGACCCCGGCCGUCACCUAAUGUCUAAUGACACCCAUCCAUCCAUCAGCUUAUCGUCUUCUGCAAAACGGGUACGGACGAAGCGCGCCAUUACUGAGAUCCGGUACGGGUCGCCGUCGCCGGCCGGCGCCCCCCACCCCCGGGCGUUCCGCCUGGCACGCACCGGCACUAACCCCACAUCAUCGUCAUCAUCAUCGCCGCCAUGUUGAGCUUGGCCGUUGGCAAGCUCACCUCCCUCUCCCUGUUCGAUCUAUUAAUGGAGAGGGAUCAGCAUUCAGCAGGGACAUCGUGAUGAUUGAGGGUUUCAUCCGCUUUCUUUAGCUCUCUGUGGCGUCCUUUGGCCUUGCCCUUGCGUGCGGGCCAGCAGCUAGCUCCUACUACUAAUCCUACUACCUCUCCACAAAUACCAGCUCCUAAUCCUCCUCCUAGCCACUGUUAGUUGUCAGCCUAUGUUGUAGGCUAGUAGUUGUGCUGGCGUUAGGACCUCUCUUGUUCAUCGUUUUUGUUGUGCUCAGUUGCUCUUCUUGUCCUUUUGCACCUCACCUUUCAUUCCUUUGCAUGGCAAGGGGUAUAAGCUCUGUCUGGUUGAGUGAGUGAGUGGAAUUUACCAAGCUGAAUCACCAUCGCCCUCCUGUUCUUCCGUUCUCCUCAUCAGUGUCAGCUCAUGGUACGCAGCAAGAACUUGUGAUAAGCGAUUUCUGCCGGCUCAUCAGUGUGAGGGUUUGCCUGAGCAAGUGAGCAGAGCUUUGUCCUUCUUGGAAGCUUGGCAUGGAGAAGAGUGUUGCUUUCAGUAGUACAUGCUCAGUCGUUGAUAGUUUUUGCAGGUUCUUGGUGACUGAAGGCACCUAGCCGAGCAGCCAUGGAGGACCCAGGACUAGAGGCGCUCAAGGAAGGAGGACUCUGCGCAGAAACAGCAUCUUCUUAUCAGCAACACCGACACUCAAGAAGUGCUAUAAGCACAUGUGCAAGUGUCCCUGAAAUGUCUCCGCGACUCUCCGAUCACAUACCUACAACCAAUCGCAAUAAGAUGCUCCAUAAAAGAUAUUCGCUUAACCUCCCGGACCAGUUGCCGGAGCAUCGCAUCAUCACAACUGCAGAGAGAACUGAAAGAACUAUUUCAAAGUCUGUUGCAGACUUGGCAUGGGAGAUUGCAGUGCUUGAGGAGGAAGUUGUUCGGAAGGAACUGCACCUGCUGUCCCUGUACAGAGCAGCAUUUGAUCAAUAUCUCGGCGUCUCUCCUCGUGCUUCUGCCCAGGUAGAAACCUUGCCACCUGGAAUGGAUCAAUGGUCAGGGGUUAUGCUGCAUCCUAAGGUAACAGAUGAUUAUCAGGUGGAUCAAGAAUUGCAACGUCAACGCAGCAGCAGAACUGCUGACGAGGGCACGCUUCGCCUCAGAAAUAUCAAGGAAUCAGCAGCAUAUAACCUGCCAACACUUUCAGAUUCUAAACGCCAUACGCUGGAGCUAUCAAGAUCAUCUUCAGGGCGGUCUAGCCUUGCAAACUUCUUGAGUGCUUCUAUAACUGAAUAUGUGCCCAAGAUCUCCUGCAAACUUUCAGAGGACAUACUUAGGUGCAUUUCUGCUGUCUACUGCAAACUUGCAAGCAGGCCAUUGAAAGAGGCAAAUUCUGAGACAUUGUCCACUCCUUCUUUAUCAUCUGCAUCGAGUUCCUUUUCUCUGAAGUACCCUGUCGAUAGUUGGAGCCCUCGGUGCCAUUACAAUGCUGAGACAACCUCUGAUACACAUGGUUCAUUUGAUGGGAGUAAUGGGCAAUACACUGGGAUGAUAAUUUUUCCAAGGAUACAUAUAGAUGAAGACAAAUUUGAAUAUGCCUCUAAAAUGCUGGAUACAAUCAGAACACUGAUAAAACGUCUGGAGAAGAUUGAUCCUACAAAGAUGGCGCAUGAAGAGCAACUCUGUUUUUGGAUUAACAUCCACAAUGCUUUGGUUAUGCAUGCUUUCAUGGCUUAUGGGCUACAGGAAAAACGCAUGAAAAGCACUGACAUGAUUCUGAAGGCUGCUUAUAAUGUGGGCGGACAUUCAGUAAACUCUCAAAUUAUUCAGAACUCAAUUCUUGGAUGUCAAUCUCACCGCCCUUCACUGUGGGUUCGCACGCUAUUUACGCCAAUGAAAAAAUCAGGGAACUCCAUACAUCCAUAUGCACUUCGUCAUCUAGAGCCAAUCGCUCACUUUGCUCUUUCCACAGGGGCAUUUUCAGAUCCACCAGUAAGGCUGUACACAGCCAAAAAAUUAUACCACCAAUUGGAGCAAGCCAGGACUGAGUUCAUUGAAGCAAAUGUUAUGGUCAGGAAGCAGACCAUCUUCCUACCCAAAGUUCUCCACUUUUAUGCAAAGGAUGCUGCGCUAGAGUUGCCUGACCUGAUUGACAUGGUAUGUGAGAGCAUGCCUGAACUACAGCAAAAAGAGAUCAAACAAUAUCUUAGGAGGAGAGUUGACAAGUGUGUUGAGUGGUUACCCUGCAAAUCUUCUUUCAGAUACACUGUACAUAGGAGUUUGGCUGAGUAGAAACUAUUUUCCUCUAUAUAUGUGUGUGCUUGUAAGUAAUGAACUAAGGAAAAUUGAUUUGUGCGAGUGUAUAUAGGUGACUGUGACAAAGUUUCAAAGAGAGGAAAGUUAUAGCUUAAAAGAAAACUUAUUAGUGUUUA
Panicum virgatum (switchgrass) is the source of this 3017-nucleotide messenger RNA. RefSeq lists its product as uncharacterized. The transcript is spliced from 11 exons. The record is from RefSeq and is a predicted model, not a curated record. Bases 1213 to 2877 code for a protein of 554 amino acids. NCBI's taxonomy places the organism in Eukaryota, Viridiplantae, Streptophyta, Magnoliopsida, Poales, Poaceae.